AUGAAGUUUGCACUCCUCGCCCUCGCAGCUGUUGCUCUGGCCAGUCCAGUGACCCUCGAUGAGCGUCAAAUCGCUAUUCCCGAGAACGAGCUUCGCACCGGUCCCUGUGAGCCCAUUACCUUCAUCUUCGCUAGAGCAUCCACCGAACCUGGCCUUCUGGGCAUCUCCACUGGUCCCGGAGUCUGCAAUGGCCUCAAACUCGCCCGUCCAUUCAAGGUCGCCUGCCAGGGCGUCGGACCAGCCUAUACCGCUGACCUAGCCUCCAACUUUCUGCCCCAGGGCACGACACAGGUCGCCAUCGAUGAGGCGACGGAUCUAUUCAAGCUCGCAGCAUCCAAGUGCCCAGACACCCAGAUCGUUGCGGGCGGAUACAGUCAAGGAACAGCCGUUAUGCAUGGCGCCAUCCGCAAUCUUCCUGAUAAUGUCAAGAACCUGAUUAGGGGUGUUGUGCUGUUCGGCGACACGCGCAAUAAGCAGGAUGGAGGCCGUAUCCCCAACUUCCCUACGGACCGUACCAAGAUCUACUGUGCGCUUGGAGAUCUGGUGUGCGAGGGAACGCUGGUGAUUACCGCGGCGCAUUUCACCUAUACGGUUAAUGUGCCUGGUGCUGUUGCUUUCCUGUUGUCCAAGCUGUAA
Aspergillus clavatus NRRL 1 is the source of this 636-nucleotide messenger RNA. RefSeq names its product cutinase family protein. Bases 1 to 636 code for a protein of 211 amino acids. The record is from RefSeq and is a predicted model, not a curated record. The transcript is spliced from 4 exons. Gene Ontology annotation, cellular component: extracellular region. Lineage: Eukaryota; Fungi; Ascomycota; Eurotiomycetes; Eurotiales; Aspergillaceae. Gene Ontology annotation, molecular function: cutinase activity. Gene Ontology annotation, biological process: carbohydrate catabolic process.